Melospiza melodia melodia is the source of this 9348-nucleotide messenger RNA. RefSeq names its product SH3 and multiple ankyrin repeat domains 2 (gene SHANK2). Gene Ontology annotation, molecular function: ionotropic glutamate receptor binding; synaptic receptor adaptor activity. Lineage: Eukaryota; Metazoa; Chordata; Aves; Passeriformes; Passerellidae. The transcript is spliced from 25 exons. The coding region runs from base 173 to 5731 and encodes 1852 amino acids. The record is from RefSeq and is a predicted model, not a curated record. Gene Ontology annotation, cellular component: dendritic spine; postsynaptic membrane; postsynaptic density.
UCCCCACUGGAGCCAUCCCACCAGGACAGAGGAGCAGGUGUGGCCUCGUGGGUGCCUUCGGAACCGCUCCGCUCGUGGGUACAGAGGAAUCUGAGAUGAAAGAGAACUAGAUUCUGAUGAUCAUCUUGUCACUGUUGCUGUCACCUGUGUUGACAGGAUAAAAAACUUUAACAUGCCUCGUAGCCCUACAUCAAGUGAAGAUGAAAUGGCACAAAGCUUCUCUGACUAUUCUGUUGAGUCUGAAUCAGACAGCUCCAAAGAAGAAACUAUUUAUGACACAAUUAGAGCAACUGCAGAAAAGCCAAGCAGCAGAAUGGAAGACAGUCAGAGCAACACUUUAGUGAUUCGAAUUAUCAUACCUGACUUGCAGCAAACGAAAUGCAUUCGGUUUAACCCGGAAGCUUCAGUGUGGGUUGCAAAGCAGCGGAUUUUGUGCACUUUGAACCAGAGUUUGAAAGAUGUCCUGAAUUAUGGACUGUUCCAGCCUGCAAGCAAUGGGAGAGAUGGGAAGUUUUUGGAUGAGGAAAGACUUCUGAGGGAAUACCCACAGCCAGUCAAUAAAGGAGUUCCUUCACUCGAGUUUCGCUACAAGAAAAGAGUGUACAGACAGUUCAACCUUGAUGAAAAGCAGCUGGCCAAGCUUCACACCAAGGCCAAUUUGAAAAAGUUUAUGGAUCAUGUCCACCAUCUCUCUGUGGAAAAAAUGACCAAGAUGUUGGACCGAGGACUGGACCCAAACUAUCAUGACUUAGAAAGUGGAGAAACACCCCUAACUUUGGCAGCUCAGCUUGACAACACAGUAGAAGUGAUAAAAGCCCUGAAAAAUGGAGGAGCACAUUUAGACUUCAGAGCCAAAGAUGGAAUGACAGCCCUGCACAAAGCAGCCAGAGCCAAGAACCAAGUAGCCCUCAAGACCCUUUUAGAGCUGGGAGCAUCUCCCAACUACAAGGACAGCUGUGGCCUGACCCCGCUGUACCACACAGCCGUGGUGGGAGGGGACCCUUUCUGCUGUGAGCUCUUGCUCCAUGAACAUGCUACAGUCAGCUGCAAGGAUGAAAAUGGAUGGCAGGAAAUACAUCAGGCUUGCAGGUACGGCCACGUCCAACACCUGGAGCACCUCCUGUUCUACGGCGCUGACAUGUGCGCGCAGAACGCCUCGGGGAACACGGCCCUGCACAUCUGUGCCCUCUACAACCAGGAGAGCUGUGCAAGGGUGCUGCUGUUCCGGGGAGCCAACAAGGAGAUCAAGAAUUACAACAGCCAGUCUCCAUUUCAGGUGGCUAUAAUAGCGGGAAAUUUUGAGCUUGCUGAAUACAUCAAGAAUCACAGGGAAGCUGAUAUUGUGCCCUUUAGGGAGGCUCCCACCUACUCCAACAGGAGGAGGAGGCCUCCCAGCACCUUGGCAGCCCCCCGGAUCCUGCUCCGCUCCAACAGCGACAACAACCUGAACAUCAACAACCUCCCUGAGUGGUCAGCCUCCUCCUCUGCCUCUUCACACCGCAGCCUUUCCCCUCACCUGCUCCAACAGAUGCAGAAUAAUCCCAAUGGAACUGUAAAAACUGUGGGGAGUUACACUCCGUCCUCCCGGAGCCGCUCGCCGUCCCUCAACAGGCUGGGAGAGGAUGCCAAGAGGCAGCAGCACAGGCACAUCAGUGCCGUUUACAGUCCCAGUGCCAACAAAGAUACUCUGUCUGCCUUGGAUUAUCAGGGUCCCAAAAGGAAGCUCUACAGUGCUGUCCCUGGGAGACUUUUUAUUGUUGUAAAGCCAUAUCAACCUCAAGGGGAAGGGGAAAUUCACCUGCACAAAGGAGAUAGAGUCAAAGUGCUGAGCAUCGGAGAAGGCGGAUUCUGGGAAGGCAGCACCCGGGGACAUAUUGGCUGGUUUCCUGCAGAGUGUGUGGAAGAAGUUCAGUGCAAACCAAAUGAAAGCAAACCAGAAACGCGAGCAGAUAGAACAAAGAAGCUGUUUAGACACUACACUGUUGGAUCCUAUGACAGCUUUGAUGCUUCAAGUGACUGCAUAAUAGAAGAAAAGGCAGUGGUCCUGCAGAAAAAAGACAAUGAAGGAUUUGGAUUUGUGCUCAGAGGGGCAAAAGCUGACACACCAAUUGAAGAAUUCACCCCAACUCCAGCCUUUCCUGCUUUGCAGUACUUGGAAUCUGUGGAUGAAGGGGGAGUAGCAUGGCAAGCUGGCCUGAGAACUGGAGACUUUUUGAUCGAGGUUAAUAAUGAGAAUGUAGUGAAAGUUGGCCACAGGCAGGUGGUGAACAUGAUUCGACAGGGGGGCAAUCACCUCGUGCUGAAGGUUGUCACAGUAACCAGGAAUCUUGAUCCCGAUGACACAGCAAGGAAGAAAGCCCCACCACCUCCUAAGCGAGCUCCAACCACUGCACUGACCCUGCGCUCUAAGUCCAUGACCUCAGAGCUUGAAGAGCUUGCUUCAGUACGGAAGAAGAAGGAUAUUCUCCCUUCACAUUUUGAAGGUUUGAAGAAGAGGAUUGUUUUUCGAGUCACACUAAAUAAGGUGGAUGAAAUAGUGCCAGUUUCCAAGCCAUCAAGAAUUGCAGACAAUGCAACUGUGGACUCCAGAGUGGCAACUAUAAAACAGCGGCCUUCUAGUAGAUGUUUUCCUUCAGAUAUGAAUUCCAUGUAUGAGAGACAGGGUAUUGCUGUGAUGACACCCACUGUCCCAGGGAGCCCUCAAGGUCCUUUUCUGGGUAUACCUCGGGGUACAAUGAGAAGACAAAAAUCUAUAGGAAUAACGGAGGAAGAGCGGCAGUUUCUGGCCCCUCCUAUGCUGAAGUUUACCAGAAGUCUUUCCAUGCCUGACACCUCUGAAGAUAUCCCACCACCACCACAGUCCUUACCUCCCUCACCACCGCCACCUUCCCCCUCUCUGUACAACUCCCCCAAAUCCCUGACCUCCCGGAGCUACGGAACGAUCAAACCUCCAUUUAACCAGAAUUCAGGUGCAAAAAUCUCUUUGGUUCGGCCCGAGAGCGUGGGGACGAUGAUCAGGGACAAAGGGAUCUAUUACCGGCGGGAGCUGGACCGGUACUCCCUGGACUCGGAAGACCUGUACAACCGGAGUGCCGCAGCUCAGGCCAAUUUCAGGAGCAAGAGGGGCCAGAUGCCGGAAAACCCCUAUUCUGAGGUCGGGAAGAUUGCCAGCAAAGCUGUUUACGUGCCGGCCAAGCCAGCCAGGAGGAAGGGGAUGCUGGUGAAACAAUCCAACGUGGAGGACAGUCCAGAAAAGACCUGCUCUAUUCCAAUCCCAACCAUCAUCGUCAAAGAGCCAUCCACCAGCAGCAGCGGGAAAAGCAGCCAAGGGAGCAGCAUGGAGAUCGAUCCCCAGUCUUCGGAGCAGCCCGGACAGCUCCGGCCUGACGACAGCCUGGGAGUCAGCAGCCCGUUCGCAGCAGCCAUCGCAGGGGCCGUGAGGGACAGGGAAAAGAGGCUGGAGGCGAGGCGCAAUUCCCCGGCCUUCCUCUCCACAGACCUGGGAGACGAGGACGUUGGAUUGACCCCACCGACACCACGGAUGAGGCAGUCCAAGUUCACCGAGGAGGCGAUGUUCAGCGGCGAGGAUGGUUUCAGACAGCUCAUGUCGCCAUCUCCGAUCCCCACCCCCAGGGAGCCCCCCGAAAACCUUUUUAACAGCAGCGAGCCCAGCAGCCAGAGCGACUCAAGGACAUUGAACGCUCCGUCCAAAACGAAAGGCACUGACAACAGCAUGGGGGCAGCCAAGCCCACGAGUGCUCCCAGCUCGGAUAGCUACGUCCACCCGGUCACAGGGAAGCUGUUGGAUCCAAACUCUCCACUUGCCCUCGCACUCUCUGCCAGGGACAGAGCCAUGAAAGAGCAGACACAGCAGAUUCCAGGCAAAGGGGACGCAGUCAAAACCGACCUUAACAAACCGCUUUACAUCGACACCAAGCUGAGACCCAACAUGGAAACGACUUUUCCUGUUACUGCCACUGUCACCAGGCAAAAUACCCGCGGCCUGUUGAGACGGCAGGAGACUGAGAACAAGUACGAGAUGGAUGCAGGGAAAGAAAAGAAAGCUGAGGAGAAGAAGAACAUGUUGAUCAACAUCGUGGAUACCUCGCAGCAAAAAUCAGCUGGCUUGUUGAUGGUGCACACAGUGGAUACGGCGAAGUCAGAUGAUAUGCCCGAGGAUGAGGAGGAAAAGGGAGCUGAGAUGGAGCCGAGCCCUGAGAACUCCCCGCCGGAGAGGCCGGAGGGCAGCGAGGAAGCGGAGAGCGAGCUGAGCGUCCCUGCCGCGCCCGAGGCCCCAGCUUCUCCAUGCAAAACCAUCGUGGCCGCCAGCUCUGUGGACGACCCUGUCAUCCUGCCUUUCCGCAUCCCCCCGCCGCCCCUGGCCUCGGUGGACAUCGACGAGGAGUUCCUGUUCACUGAGCCGCUGCCCCCUCCCUUGGAGUUUGCCAACAGCUUCGACAUCCCCGACGACCGCGCGGUGCCCGGCUCGGCGCUGACAGACCUGAUGGCGCAGAGGAAGAACGGCACCCCUUCGCCCAGCCAGCCAGCAAACUCCUUGGAUGGCAAAAAGCAAGCGGGUCUCUCAAACUGUUUGCCUGCAUCUUUCCUGCCACCCCCCGACAGCUUCGACAACGUCGCCGACUCUGGCAUUGAGGAGGUCGACAGUCGGAGCAGCAGUGACCAUCACCUAGAGACAACCAGCACUAUCUCAACGGUGUCCAGCAUCUCUACCUUAUCCUCGGAAGGGGGGGAGAACGUGGAUACUUGUACAGUCUAUGCAGAUGGGCAAACAUUUCUGGUGGACAAACCCCCAGUACCUCCUAAGCCAAAAAUGAAGCCCAUAAUCAACAAAAGCAAUGCACUUUACAAGGACGCGCUGAUCGAGGAAACUGUAGACAGCUUUGUGAUCCCUCCUCCCGCUCCGCCCCCGCCUCCCAUCAGUGCCCAGCCCAACCUGGCGAAAGCUGUCCCCCAAAGGACAUCCAAGCUUUGGGGGGACGUGCCGGAGGUGAAAAGCCCGAUUCUCUCAGGCCCCAAGGCUAAUGUCAUUAGUGAAUUGAACUCAAUACUCCAGCAAAUGAACAGAGAGAAAUCCUCAAAGCCAGGGGAGGGAUUGGAGUCGCCAACUGGAACGAAAACUGCGAGUCUCAGUACAAGGAGCACGGAAGUCAUGAGUACUGUCUCAGGUACACGAAGUACAACAAUCACUUUCACUGUCCGACCCGGAGCCAGCCAGCCGAUCACACUGCAGAGCAGGUCCCCAGACUAUGACAGCAGGACCUCAGGAGCGAGGCACGCUCCCAGCCCUGUGGUUUCACCAACAGAGAUUAAUAAAGACAUCCUGCCUGCUCCUCUGACUGCUUCUGCUUCAGCCUCAUCUCCUUCUCCAACUCUGUCCGAUGUAUUUAGCCUACCCAGCCAGCCCCCUUCUGGGGACUUAUUUGGCUUGACCACAGGGCGCAGCAGGUCUCCUUCUCCCUCCAUAUUACAACAGCCAAUCUCAAAUAAGCCUUUUACAACUAAGCCUGUCCACCUGUGGACUAAACCAGAUGUGGCAGAUUGGUUGGAAAGUCUAAACUUAGGUGAACAUAAAGAAACAUUUAUGGACAAUGAAAUAGAUGGCACACAUUUACCAAAUCUACAGAAGGAAGAUCUGAUAGACCUUGGAGUGACUAGAGUUGGGCACAGAAUGAACAUAGAAAGAGCUUUGAAGCAGCUGCUGGACAGAUAAGAAUAGCUAUCUUGCCUCACAACCUUCUGUUGAUAACUAGAGAUGGGCUGGUACUGACAUACCCCAAAUGCCUUGUCUGUCUGCGAGUGCCAGCAAAAUUGGGGGGGAGGGGGAAAACAGAUGAAUUCCUGGUACUCAGGAGAUGUAGACUGUCUGCUACAUGCCCAAACACAAACCUAAAGAUGCUAAAGAAGUGGGGCCAUUUUAUUUCAAAGCUGUGGGGAGAUGUGAGAGAGAGACAAUUGUUAACUUUAAAACUCUUGAUACUGCCCUUGGCUGGGAGCGUGGCGUGAUGAUUUUCUUUUAAAAUGGCAAACAUUUCAGGGUUUCUUUUACUGACAGAAAAAGAAAAUGCAUUUUAUUUUAUUCUCUUCUUGACAUUCAGUCUCCAAGCAGGCUGCCUUCCCCAGCCCUUGGUUCAUUUUAAGAGGACAGGGUUGCUCCAUUACCACUCAAACCCAGUUUUAUCAGUAGCAGGGAUUUUGAGGCAGGCACAGGAGUUCAUAUUCCUCUUUUUUUACUGGCAUAGCUCCCUGAUCUGUUGGCAGUGAAGCUGGUUGUUCUGCUGGGGUCAGUCCAAUGGUAACCUUGCUCUGUUUUACCUAGUAUUUCUUUAUUUCUGCAGUGGUAUUUAGCACUCUUCCAAGGUGGCAGAACAAGUGCAGUGCACGCUCCAUUGACGUGGCCUGCAGGACGGUGCAGACGUUGAGUAAAGGCUGAGGAGGGACCACACUUAGAGGUACAGCAAAGUGAAGCUAGUUUGAACCUGAGACCUCCCCCCAGUUCUCAACCAGCUCAGCUGAUGCUGAGUCAAAAUAUGAACUCCACGAGCCAGGACAAACUUUGGGCACAGCUUUGGGACUUGACAGUGAGACACUGAGAGAGGCUGAGCCCUGGGAGGUGCUGCUUAAUUCAGUGAGUGGUAAGUGCCUGGGUAUUUUGAACAGCAGGCUGAGAAGGAAAGAGAAGAGAGAUGAAUGUUCCCAUUGAAGUCAGUGGGAAGUGUGCCAGGAUCUGAAGUGAGAGAGGGAUUUCAGCCUGUUAGGAUGGAAAUGCUUCAGAUCCUUGAGAGGAGGCAGAGAGGUGAUGCCAAGCUGGAAAGAGCUGCCGAGUGUCUCGGGGUGCGAGGGCUGGGGAGGGAUCCAGGCGCUCCUUUUGUCACUGCUGGCAGGAGCUGGCUCUGGACAAGGACCCAGGGCCGGGCACUGGCCCCCAGCCCAUUCCUUGGCACGAGAAGUGGGAGCACCCUGCCAGAAUCCGGGGCUGGGAGCGGGGCAGACAGAACUUUCUGGGAGACUUCUGUUAGCAGGGGAGAAACACCCAUGGCUGCUUUACAUGGCUUUGUUUUUUUAAAAAAAAUUAUUAUUAUUAUUUUUUUCAACUUUCAAGUUAACAAGUCUCUCUCUGCAUGUUUGAACUCCCCCUUGAAAUUAACACCUCUGAAUAUCUGUGAGUUUUGUAGGACUUUCUGGACAGAAUAUUCAAGAUGUUCAAGGUGGGUAAAUUGGGUGUGGAUGGCUAAACUGCCUCCCUACCAAACUUUCAGGUUCCCUUACAUUUUGCAAGGUACCUGAACUUUCUUUCCUUGAUAUGGUCCUUGAUAUGGUCCAGCCUAUCUCUAAUUUUUUUAUUAUUGUGAUUAUUUUUUGCUCACAAACAAGUGUCUAAUUAGGUCUGCAACAGCCCUAGUAUGAGUACAUAAAGUUUAGCAUUUUAAAUAUCUUUCUUUACUGCAAGUUUAAAUAGUUGUACAGAUAGUUUAUAAGCACAAUAUUUUAAGAAAAUAAGUGGCUGGUCUACUGGGCAGCCUUUGUGCCACUUCAGUGCUAGGAAGUUAAAAAGAGAAAAAAAAAAACAAACAAAAAAAAAAAAAAAAAAAGAAAAAAAAACUUUUUGUGGUUUACUACUAUUUCUGUGGAAUAAUUAUAAAGUCUUGACCUUUUUAAAAUCAACCUCAUUUGGAUGCAUCUGAACCAGCAGAGCUGUGUUAUAUUUUCUAUCUUUGCUAGAACUUCUACAGAGGAGGAUGAAUAUUUCUUCAAAAGUGGUUACAGUUACCAACACAUUGGAAACUCAUAAAAAUCAACUUAUUUAAGCCUCCUGCCCCCUUUAUGGAACAGCAAAUCUUUUGACUUAACAUCUGUUACUGCACUCUGUUUGUAUUUGGGGAGUUCCAAGGAACCUUGACAUUAAAACGAAGCACUGAGGCUGUUUUCCUGUCGAGGAGUGCUGAGUUUUUCCAUGGGAGGUGUAGAAAAUGGCAGUUCCACUCAGAUAGGUCGAUGCAGGCAACUUGAGGCCAUCACACACUUUAAGAAGUGAAAAAAAGAAAAAAAAAAAAAAAAGAAAAGGUAAUUUAGCCAUCUUUUGUCUUCCAUUUGGUGAUACAACAGAAUUCAGUAAAUAAACCACUGAUGCCAUGCUCUCUCUUAUUUUUUUUUUUUUAAUUUUUUUUUGUUUGUUUCUUUGGGUACAGUUGCUAUUACCUCUAUAACACGUGCCAGAAAUACGUUAGGAAAUAAAUACAGUAGUAAAAGAAAAAAAAAAAACAAAACCGUAGAAGUUGACUUUUAAAGCUGCUUUUUUUGGAUCACAACCUUCCUGUUGGUUGAACUUGCCCUGAGCAAGGCUGACACACCCAGUGGCUCCCGGGUGGGACCGUCCCUUCCUCACACAGGUGUGGCUCCUGCUCGGGCAUCUCUUCAGGUACUCCAAGGGCAGGUGCGAAAACGAGCAGAUGAAAGAGCUGAAAGGGAAUAGUUUUAUUUUUCACCUUGUGUCCUGUGAAGCAAACAGGUAAGGAGACCUGAGGGGACCUCCUUGGAGCACCAGAAUGCACCUCUGCCAAGUCGAGUUCGGUCUCCAGCUCUGAGGGGUGGUUUGAAACAAAAAAAAGAAAGCAAUAGUAACAGAUAACGCCGUGGCCUCCGAGUAUUUUCACCAGGGGGGAGGAGAGAAGACCCAUUUCUUUCAUGCUACUCUGAUAGUGAAAAACAAAGUCAUUAGAGAUCUAUGAUAUUCUGGGUUUUAGGAUCAACUUUUGUUUAUAUACUGUAAUUUAAAUAAAUUGCAUUUACAUGCCUAGUUUCUGUAAUAUUUGUGUAUACAAUACCAAAAUCUUACAAGAUGUAAAUUGUGUAUAACUGCACAGACUCCUUGCCCUAGGUGUCUGAGAACAUUUUAAGUUUAAUUCAUAUAUUAUAAAAUGACUAGAUGUGACUGUUGAUUUACAGAAUUUACAUAUCACAAAGAAGUUAAUUAUUUGUGGUACUUAAGUUAAUAAAAAAAUAGUGAUUUUUUUUUUCUUUUCCUCUCAGUUCUUAGAAAGCAUUACCCAGUUGAUCUGGCGAUGAUUAUGUGUAUGAGCCACAAAUAUUGAUAAUUUUUCCAUUACAUUUUUUCUUUUCUUUUCUAGAUACUAAUAUGUUUCUCGCUAUAGUUUGUGUAACAACUUGUGUUCACGUUAUCUAUGUUGCUGUAAUUUUUGUGCUUUAAUUCCUCUUAUUUCGACUGAUUAAAAAAAAAAAAUCAAGCUCCUGUAACUUGCACUUUUCCCCAAUCCUUAAUACUCUUGUAUGGCAACCAAAAUUACUGUAAGAAAUAAAUAUAAUAUUGCA